AUGAUUACUGUGGACAGCCGACUCACUAGUUAUCUGUACAGUGUCAGUGAAACAGAAAUUGAAACCGCUACGAAUCUCGAAGUUCAGCUAUCUUGGAUCAGUAAUUCUUUCUCUGCCAACGUCUUCCAAUUGAAAAAUCCGCGUCAGGUAUGGUGUAUUACUAUUAACUCACUUUUCUAUCUAAAGUAUAUGUUAAAAGUAUACAAAAACUUGACUGUGAAUGUAUUACUUAGCAUCAUUAAUACAUACUCGCUACUUCAAUUCAGUUCUGGGGUUUCUGGCGGGCUUAAUUAUUGACAUGUUCAAAUUUGUGAUUCCUUUUAAGUUUUUGAUUUAUUAAGAGGCAAUUUUUUUCAAUGUCACGUAUUUGCAAUGAAAAGUGUUCAAAACCUAAAAUCUUUUUGGCGUUCCUCUCAAAAUUACUUUGUUUUAGCUUUAUUCUUUAGUUUAUAGAGUUAGAAACCUUUUUAAAUGCAUCUGCCGGUUGAGAAACAUAAAAUAAUAGUUAAAAAUUGUCAAUUAAAAUACAAUUAUCAAUGAUACUUUAAAAUUAACGCCAUAUUUACAGCCAUAUAAGCAAAACUUACUGAACUUCAGACAUCAUUUUUCUUUGGCGUGUCAUCUAAAAUCUCGUCAUUUUAGCAUUAUUUUACAGAUAAAGCACUAAAUAUACUUUUUAAGUUUGUUUGCCAAUUGAGAAACGUAUCGAAAAAUAGAAAUUUUGAAUUUAGUCAUAACCUCAAGUAGUAUAAUAAUUAUACGCAUUAGUUUUGAGCGCUUGUUACGUGACAUACAAAAAAACUCCUCUUAAUUGUUCACUAUAAUUAAACAUUUCAAAUGAUCUUCAUGAUCGAAAUGAUUUUAUUGCGUAUGUUAUAUACUUUGUUUCUUUCGAUUUGUUGAAACAUUUGAUCAGCUAUUACCAGUGGUGCCUAAAUUGCUUUGAAUUUGUACUCGAGUAAAAGUAGAACUAUUUAACAUUAUAUAAUAACUACAGUAAAAUACGCAAUUUGAUUGGUCAAUAGCCGUGCAGGAUCCGGCUAUCCUGCACGAGGAAUUAAAAUGUCUUCGCGGGAUUCUCAAAAUGACAUUGUUUCACUGUACAGUAUUACUGUUAAGUGAUUGCCCAGCUAUUUGAUUCAGCGUCUACAAUAUGUCCUUAAUGCGGCUGCCAGAGUUAUAUCCUUGUAGAACAGCGCAUUAAUUUCAAAAUUUUAUUAUUUACGUACAAGAUAGUUAAUGGUUCAGCACCAUCUUAUCUCGGUGAUUUGCUGGUACGUAAGUUCCAAGGAGGGCUCUUAGAUCUGGAGACAAAGGUUGUUUACCAUUUACAUGGGAAACCCAUCCGGUUUGAAAUUGUGCUAAUGGUAAACAAAGUUUCGGAUAGAAAAUCCCAUUCGGAUUAUGCGCUUUCCAUUUAGAGUGACUGACCGGAAGGCACUGAAGUAUUUAAUGAUUCCAAUUGUUAAAUCGAGAAGAGCCUGGAACUGGUGAAAAAAUAAAAAAAAGAUGUAAAUGGAACAAAAUUUACCGGUUGAGCAGUCGAAAUAUGCUUGGUCCAUUUACUUUCCGUAUGGAAUCACCAGAAUUUCCAUGUAAGUGGUAAAAACCAAGCUGCUUCUCUGCCAGCUAACAUACCGCCUUAAAUCGUUUGGUUUUAGAGCAUUUUCGGUUUGUGCAGCAGCUCUAUGGAGCAAUCUGCCAAUUGAAAUCAGGCGUAGUCCUACUGCGGAUAUUUUAAGCCAAAAGUUAAGACACAUCUUUUUAAUCUUGUGUAUUAUUAAUUUAUUAACAUUUUUAUAUCAUUAGUCACUAGGUUUUUAAACUGCAUGUAUAUUUGUAAAGCGCAUUUGGGCAAUUUUGGAGAGUGCGGUAUGUGAAAUUGGAAAUAUUAUUAUUAUUAAUUACAUGCUAAUCCUGCAUGCUAGUAAAUGGACCUUCUCUAUUGUAUUUCUCCAUAUAAACAUUCACGGGCAUCGUGGACAUUCUAGGGCAUCAACUAUUUCGCUGACCUCAGAAUGAAAUUUCGUCAAAACAUUUUUCUUCAAGAUUCGCUUAGAAACAAAUUUGGAGUAGGGUUAGGUUAGGGUUAGGGUAAGGAUUCGGGUUAGUAUUAGAGUUGGUGUUUGGAGUAGGGUUAGUGUUAGUAAAACUGUUGCUUUGUUACGUUUUGUCACUUUGAGGCCAGCGAAAUAAUCUGUUCCCUGUUCUAGUGGACUGAUUUGUCUUAAGCCGGUGCUUCCACUUUUCAUCCCUCCAGAAACAUUCUCUUCAAAUCUGUGCAGUCGGUCUCAAAACGUUUUGUUUUGAAAGACCAAUUGCAGUGCUUAAAGGGCAGUCACAUACAUAUAAGCUUGCAUUGGGAAUGCAAAUGAAUUUUUUUUCACAGUCGGUCUGACUGUCACAUACGGUCUGUAUUACAUAUUACGAACGAUCGCCGGCUUUUGACGAAAAUUAUUAAUGUCAUCUAUAAUCUUAACAUUAUUCAAAUGAACCAUCUUCUUUAAUUAGUUGUUGAAUGUCCUUCACAAAUAUCGCGUCAUUUUUUUUAUGUUACCAGGGAACGAUGUCAAAAAUUGUUCUGUUAAUCGUUAUUGUCUCCAGAAACAUUCUCUUCAAAUCUGUGCAGUCGGUCUCAAAACGUUUUGUUUUGAAAGACCAAUUGCAGUGCUUAAAGGGCAGUCACAUACAUAUAAGCUUGCAUUGGGAAUGCAAAUGAAUUUUUUUUCACAGUCGGUCUGACUGUCACAUACGGUCUGUAUUACAUAUUACGAACGAUCGCCGGCUUUUGACGAAAAUUAUUAAUGUCAUCUAUAAUCUUAACAUUAUUCAAAUGAACCAUCUUCUUUAAUUAGUUGUUGAAUGUCCUUCACAAAUAUCGCGUCAUUUUUUUUAUGUUACCAGGGAACGAUGUCAAAAAUUGUUCUGUUAAUCGUUAUUGUCUUGACGUGUAUUUCCACCGAAACCGCUGCCCAAGUGAUCUGUGUUAAUCCGAUGAAAAUUAGCGAACUUCGAGUUUUGAAGUCAAAGAAAUGUAUUAACAUAGCUGGAACAGAUGGUCGUGGAAAAAUUAAUACAAAUCUCUGUGACGGCUAUCAUGAUCAGCAAAUUAUUAUGUGUGAAGAUGGAACGAUAAGGAAUUCAAAAGCUCCUUAUAAUUGUUUUACACCAGGCAAAGACGGAAAAGGAAAUUUGGUGUCAACUUCUUGCGAGGUAUACCCAGUCAUACCUGACUAUCAGAAGUGGAAAUAUGGAAGGUCAAAAACCUUCGUAGACAGAGGAGGAAUUCAACAAGAGGCAAGAGAAAUCAUAAACGUGAAAUCUGGAGCGUGCAUGAAUGUUCAUGGCCGUGGUGGAAAUGGUGACAUUUCUGCAUAUCGUUGCGAAAAUCUGGAUGAUCAGUACUUCUACUUCCGCUCUCGGGGUACGCUGCUGGGAUCUGGAAGACUACACGUUAAGAAAUCUAGAUAUUGUCUGGAUGUGGAAGGAGACCAAGGACGUGGCAAUGUUUUAAUAGACAACUGUGAAGACGCUGCUGAUCAGUAUUUCGAUUUUUACGAAAAUGGCGAAAUAGUCAAUAAAAAGUCCGGAUUGUGCGUCAAUAUUGGAGGUUAUAGUGGAUAUGGUAAUAUUCAGAUGUACGCGUGUGAAGAUCUGCCUGAUCAAAUGUGGAUACGACCGCGCCAGUACUGCCAUGGAGAUUAUUGUUCUUUUCGGAGUAAGAAGUCAGGACAGUGCAUAGACGUUCAUGGACGUGAAGCAAAAAAGGGAAGCAAUGUGAGGACCUACAAGUGUGAGGGGACUCCUGAUCAACGCUUUAGAUGGGUGAAUAGAAAAUGA
This is a messenger RNA of Paramuricea clavata, 3840 nucleotides long. Lineage: Eukaryota; Metazoa; Cnidaria; Anthozoa; Malacalcyonacea; Plexauridae. The record is from the annotation of a GenBank genome assembly.